Messenger RNA from Lates calcarifer (barramundi perch), 7172 nucleotides. RefSeq names its product nemo-like kinase, type 1 (gene nlk1). Gene Ontology annotation, cellular component: cytoplasm; nucleus. Lineage: Eukaryota; Metazoa; Chordata; Actinopteri; Centropomidae. The record is from RefSeq and is a predicted model, not a curated record. Bases 1313 to 2740 code for a protein of 475 amino acids. Gene Ontology annotation, molecular function: MAP kinase activity; ATP binding. Gene Ontology annotation, biological process: protein phosphorylation; intracellular signal transduction. The transcript is spliced from 11 exons.
ACACUGACACUGGGUCAUCAGGAGGAUAAUCCGGCCUGUGUGUUGGUAAUACUUGAGUACUCUAACUUUUUUAUGCGUAACUGAGUAUUUUUACUCUGUGGUUCGGGAUCCGGGCUCCUCUCCCAGCUCCGGGUCUCCUGUGGAGGGGGUCCGCAGCAUCACAGCUACCCACCGUUAGCUUUGUUUACAGCGGAGCUGAGAGCCUCGACCCUCCCCCACCCGGCUUCAUCAGCUCCUCCUACCCCUACAGGCUAGCCCGCUAGCCGUGUAGCCGUCGCUGUAAAAAAGAAAAGCGACCAGAUAUCCAGCUGGUUUAUAUUACCAGUGAAUUUAAAGGACUUUUUGGAUAAGACUCCGUCCAGAAAGCGCGACAAACUGCCGUUACGGUGGCGCUUCUGUGGCGGGGGGUUACGACGCGAUGGCCAGCUAGCUGCUAGCUAACGAUCCGGCUAGCUCCAGGAGCCGGGGGCAGGAGCUCCGGCGACGGACGUCUAACUCGGCUUCUUAAAGUCUGUUUUCGAGCCGUGCCAGAUUUGGUUCAACUGCGCUCGGUUUGUACGUCGGUUGAACUAAUUAAUGAGGGGAAGGUUUCCUCUCUAAAAUAUGUAGGUCAGUGUAAACGACCGAUGGUGGUUAUGUGGGUCACAGACACCAGUGCGUUAACCUGUUAGCUGGAACAGCUGGUUAGCAAGAGAGCUAGCUACAGCGAGGGGGGUUUAAUGAAUAUAUUUUAAAAGCAAAGACAAUAACCUGGAUGUAUUUGCUUGUGUUAGUGAGUGUCUCUCUGUAGAGUGAGUGUCUGAGCUUAUUUUGGGGUUAAAGGUCUAUUUUUUCAUAUUUUUGGAGCCGUCGGUUAGCGUCGUUAGCUAGCUGUUAGCCGAGUUAACCGAGCAGCUCCACUAACCAGGUGAGAGCUACACAAAGGUAACUCAGCUCGCUGGUUAAACUGUGUGAACUGGUGGAUUGUUCUGUAGCUGUAACGCCACAGCCGGGACGUGUAUUUAGCCGAGCUUUAACCGACAUGCUCCAGACUUUUAGUGUGUUUUUGUGGAUGUUCUAGCGGAGUAACCGAGCCUCGGUCCGGCUGCAGCGGCGACACUCGGUCCCCCCGCUUCUCUCCGCCUCGGCACCGAGCUCGGUUGUUUACAUCAGUGUUAACAUAUCGUAGCCCAGUCUUCCCUGUAUGCACACACAGGAUAGAAUAAUGGGUCAUGCUGAGUGAGGAGCUGUAUUUCCUCCGUGCUUAGCCGGGCAGCAGCAGCUUGGUGUCGCCCAGACAGAGUGGACUGUUCCGGGGUUCGGUGGUAGGAGGAUGGCAUUUCACGGCGCAGGCCGGCAGACCGUUUGUGGAGACUUGUUUCCGGGCUCUGAGCUGGGCCACAAGUAUUUCUGUGUCAACUCCUCCUGCGGAGCCCCCUCCACGGGCCUCAGCGCCACACCGUGCCUGACCGGACCCACUGCCCCGGCCGGGACGCCUCGUCACCCCACGGCUCUCGGAGGAAGCACCGGCGGCGGAGCAGCGGUGCCUCAGCCCUACAGCAACCCGGCCAGCGAGGUGCCCAGCCCUGCGGAGAUGGAGCCGGACCGCCCCAUCGGUUAUGGCGCAUUUGGUGUUGUGUGGUCGGUGACCGAUCCCCGCGACGGUCGCAAGGUGGCUUUGAAGAAGAUGCCUAAUGUCUUCCAGAACCUGGUCUCCUGUAAGAGGGUCUUCAGGGAGCUGAGGAUGCUGUGCUUCUUCAAACACGACAACGUUUUAUCAGCCCUGGACAUUCUGCAGCCUCCUCAGAUCGACUGCUUUGAGGAAAUCUACGUGAUAACAGAGCUGAUGCAGAGCGACCUCCACAAAGUGAUCGUGUCUCCUCAGCCUCUCACCACCGACCACAUCAAGGUCUUCCUCUAUCAGAUCCUCCGAGGUUUGAAGUACCUGCACUCUGCUGGGAUCCUGCACAGGGACAUCAAACCUGGAAACCUGCUGGUCAACAGCAACUGCCUGCUCAAGAUUUGUGAUUUUGGUUUGGCGCGUGUGGAGGAGCCCGACCCGUCACGUCACAUGACCCAGGAGGUGGUGACUCAGUACUACAGGGCGCCCGAGGUGCUGAUGGGCUGCCGGCACUACGGCUCGGCCAUCGACGUCUGGUCAGUGGGCUGCAUCUUCGCAGAGCUGCUGGGACGACGUAUCCUCUUCCAGGCUCAGAGUCCGAUCCAGCAGCUGGAUCUGAUCACAGACCUGCUGGGAACUCCUCCUCUGUCGGCCCUGGCGUCGGCCUGUGAAGGAGCCAGAGCCCACAUCCUGAGGGGGCCGCACAAACCGCCGUCGCUGUCGGUGCUCUACAUGCUGUCUGACGGAGCCACUCACGAGGCCGUUCACCUGCUCUGUCGGAUGCUGGUCUUUGAUCCGGCUAAAAGGAUUUCCGGCAGCGACGCCCUCUCCCACCCGUACCUGGACGAAGGCCGUCUGCGUUACCACACCUGCAUGUGUCAGUGCUGCUACUCUGUUCCCAGCGGCCGAGUUUACACCCGGGACUUUGAGCCGGUAGCCGAGCGGCCGUUCAGCCACAGCUACGAGAACAGUCUGCUGUCGGUGUGGCAGGGAAAAGAGUUAAUCCAUCGCUUCAUCACGGAGCACCAGCAGGGCAAACGGGUGCCGCUGUGCAUCAACCCUCAGAGUGCUGCCUUCAAGACCUUCAUCAGGUCGACUGCAUGGCACUCCUCCAAGGUGUCCAGGAAGGAGGAGAGAUGAACGCUCCUCCUCCUUCGGCUCAAGGAGCGACAGCAGUUUGAGAAAGGAUUUCAUCGGCCGUGACAUCUGAAAAUACCGAAGAGUUUGGGUCGUUUUUUAUUUCUUCUUCUUUGUUCACCUGGCGAGAUGCAGACGAGGGAAACAGUCAACCCACCUCCUGAAAGUCCCUGAAUAUUUUUUUCCCUUUGAAGUUUCCAGAAUAUAAAAACUUAACCUGCUUCACUCUUCUAACGACCCAGACGGCUGAUGCUCGAGGCGUUUUCGGUGCUGAAUUAAAAAAAAAAAACAACAAAUGCUGCUGAAGUGCUUGAGGAUGAAUAAGAAAGAAGAACUCGGUACUCGAUUUUGGAUUUUCCAGCUCUGUUAGUAGAGACAUUAAGGAAUAAUGAUUUUAAUUGUUUGGUAGAAUUGUUGCUUAGUUGAUUUUUGAAGUCAUUCCAGCCCUGUGCAAUAUGGUUUAACUUAAAAAAUAAGAAAAGAAAGAGAAGCGAUAAACACACCGGGGGAAACCAAACUUUGGAGCGUGCUCUCUCGCCAACCGGACACUUUGCAUCAGUGUACAACUCAACAAGACGCCAUCACCCGCCAAACGACGUGACACCAUUUAACCGCCAAGGUUUUUAUUUUGUUUUUUCCUCGAACGCAUCACUCACUGUGUUUUCGUCGCUCGGCCUCCUUCGCGUGCCGACGCAGCGUUAAUAAUGCAACUCUAACAGAUGUAGCAGGUUUUAACCACAGUCCCCAGGUGUUUCUCCACAGACAGUUAGCCUUGUUGUUGUUGUUGUUGUUGUUGUUUUUCGAGCGGCUCCUUUUCCUCACGGUCAGUUUGUUUCCGGUCCCUGGAUCAGUUUUUUUUUUGACCACCUUAACCUCGGGCCACGCUGAGCGGGAAAAAUAAAGAGUUUAGAAAAGAGGAAGUCAUUCCCCCCCAGUCUGACGUCAGCAGACAGACUUUUAUUUUGAAAAUUAUGACAGGAAAAUUUUGUCUCAGUGUUUUAAUCGUCUGAAAUGGUGUUCUACAGAUAGAAAGAGGCUGAAACAACAGAUGUUUGGCUGCUUUUGUUUUAGUUUUCCCUCCUUCCCGUCUCAUCAUGUAUUAUCUAAAAACACCUCCUCGGCCUCGACUUUUUGUCCCACCAGCGGAGAGAGAAAGAGGAAGCAACAACAGCGAUUAUGUUUUUUUUUUCUUCUUAAUUUAUUGAGUGUUUGUUGAAGAGUGUGUGUCUCCACCCUUUUUGUUGUUGUUGUUUUAAGCGACCCCUCUCAGUCUCAGUUACCUCAAACCCUGGGAAAUAACAAACUGAAGGCUGAGGACCUUGGGGGUGCACGUGGGAUUUGUGCACAUCUAUGAACUGAAACCCUCCCGUCACACCUUUACCGUCAUUCCUCCAGAUUCAGUGACUUCUUUUUACCUCGUGCUCGCUCCUCGCCUCUCGCCUCUCGCCCCGCCGCUCAGAAUCAGUGAGGUUUUGAGAGAGAAGGAUGUCGUCAGUGAAAUGCUGCUGUUUUUCUUUUCUUUGGUUUAUUGUUGUUUUUAGUUCCUGUUCAGUUUAAGGCUCAGGUGUCCUCUUGUAGACUAUGAAUUGUACAAAGCCACAUAAGGACGCACCAGUAUUGAUCCUAGUUUGGAUUAUCGGUGAAAAUCGGUAUCAGAUUCUACACUGUAAGAAGUUUUGCAGGCGGCUCUCUCGUCAUGGAGGAGAUUUCUGUCCUGUGACCACAAACGGGUGGAUGAGUUAAGUACUUUAACGUCAGCCUUCGGUCACAAUCGUCCGUUUAAUUGGGAUAAUUUUCAUUUAAAGUGUCCAUACUGGUGGUGUUUACAUGUUUAGCUGCUUAACUGCAUCUUCUCCACAUCUUCAAAUCAAAUCCUUGAUAAUGAAUUCACAGAGAUGUGAAACUUCCUGCACACACGAUUAUUUUCAUUAUCAGUUGAAAAAUGUCCAUUGCAUUUAUCCAGUGUCUUUUCGUGUCUCGUUUUGUCCGACCAACAGUUCAAAACCCAAAGAUCUUCAGUUUAAUACCAGCAAUAAUCAGAUGUGAGGAGCUGGAGCUUGUUGCCCUUUGAUUUUUCUGUCGAGCAACUAAUUGUUUCAGCUCCGAACUCAACACUGACGUCUUUUAUCAUUCUGUUCUGUUGUAAGUGGUGCGUUCAAGGACAGGAGGCUAAUUUCCAUCUUUUGGCCAUGGACGGACGUUCGAAGGCGACCUGAGACUAGAAUAAGACAUCUUAACGCAAAGGUUUAACACGUGGUUGUCAACUCAAACUGAAAGCAGUUUGUUGGAAGUUAGAAAGUAAGAAUUUCCUUUUUUGGACGAUGUAAAAAAGCAGAUUGUUGGAGAAAUCUAGAAAAUUGAGUUGACACUCUGUGAAAUCUUCAGGAUUAAGUCUGUAGUUGUUGCAGGAAACAUGUAAAACCAUCAGUGUGGUCCUUUAAAUCGUCGCUGGUUCCACGUGGCCCCGAGACGUUCGGCCCUUUUUUGACUGCAGGAACUUUGCCAGGAACCUUUUUUAGGAUCUCAGGAACUUUACGAAAAGGGUCAGUGUUAGUGCCAACGGGGCCUGACUAAAACAGAGAGAGAACACUCAGCAUUCAAACAUCGCGACAGUUUGAUUCCUCCUCACGUCUCUAACCAGGCUGUCGAUUGUUUUUAAUCCACGUUUGUUUUUGUUGAAACUUGACGAGAUGUGGAGGAAACUCAGACACACACUUCCUGGAUCGUGUGUUUGAAAAGGUGGAGAAGCUGCAUUCAGUGUUCUCAGAUUUUCAUGUUUUUUCUUUAUUAUUAUUAUUAUUAUUAUUAUUAUUAUUAUUAUUGUCGUACCUGCCCUGAACCUCCAGCAGGUGGGGCCCCUGAGCCCCCGCCGCCCCCUCUGAGCGUCCUCGACAAGUUUCCAGAUUUUUAACCCCUGAAACCUCAGCUCCUCUUCAACAGGAACACAGCGAGUCUCUGUGAGAAACAGAGACCGACUUGUAUAUCUGCAUGUGUAUAUUUAUUAUCCCAUGGAGAGCAUUUGGGUUUGAAUGCUGUGCAAUGGUUGAGUUUGUCGACGAUGACGAAAACGUACAUUUUGUGGUAAUUUUUUUAUUUAAUUCAUCUUAGGAAGUGAUUUUUAUUAGAAGUUUUCUGUUUUUGUUUGUUGUGAUCUAAUUAGACUUUUUACAGAGUCCGGAGUUGGGAAAACGUUUACAAUAAUUUUUCCCUAAAAAAACAAAACAAAAAAAGAGAGUUCUUUGCGCGCUGUCGGCACUGAUAAGUUUAUUUGAAGUUUAAAAUAGCAAUAUUUUGUUUUGUGUUACAAUUGAAAUGUUGCUGCUUGAAAUAAACUUAUUGGUGUAAUUUGUGCCCUCAGACAAACAAAAUCACUUCUCAGAUUUUUUUUUUUUUUCGCGAAUUCGCAGCGUUCACACUUUUGUUUCUUCAGCGCUCUGACGGUGUGAGACUUGUUGAGGAUGUUUUAGGACCAUAACUAAAGAUUAUUGUUAUCCAUUAUUGAUUUAUUAUUUCCCACUGAUCGAUUAGUCUGUAGACAAACUCGUAAGUGGCUCCUGGAUUGUUUACAAAUGUUUUGGCCAUGUUGAGUAACUGGACCUUGUUUAGGUGUUUUUGUUUAAGAGUUAUGUCAAAGUAUAAUAAUAACUAGAGCUGCAACUAAUGAUUAUUCUCAGUAUCGGUUCAUCUGCCGACAUUUUCUUGAUUAAUGAACAACUUGUUUUGUCCAUAACAUGUAAGAAAACAGUGAAAAUACCUUUAAUUAAUUCAACAAGUCAUUGAAUCGUCUUCCAACGUCCGACCAACAGUUGAACACCCCAGAAAUCUUCAGUUAAACGUCAGAAAAAAGUUUUUUUGUAGUAUAUUUUGUGCAGUAAACACACAAAUUCAGCUCUGUCUUUAAUAAUCUGAGGCACUGAUUUUUAAUAUGAGCGACACGUUUACUCGUUUAGGGAAGAAUUAAAACCGAAACGUUUCCCUCUGGACUUUUUAUUUUCUUUCUUUUUUUCUGUUGUUGUGUUUAGUAGAGCUCCUUCCAGGUUAGGAACAGUUUUUAAACUUAGAUGACCUGUUGGGUCUUUUUCCCUCCCUGCGCUCUGUUCUCAGAUCAGCUGACGAGUGUGUUUUAGAGUCUUUGAGCUUCUGUUGGGUCAGUUUUUAGACGUUGAAGUUAAAGCAGAGCGAAGACAGACGGACGAACAGACGGAUGGUCAUCUAUAGAGAUUAGACUUGUUUUCUUCUAUGAAAAGAAACUUGAUGUGUUUAUUAUUAUUAUAAAUAUGAAACUGAUGUUUUAAACGGAUGUUUUUUGUCUUCGUUUAGCAAAAGGUUUUGUUUGUUUUUUGACUUGUGUUCCCAACAAAUACUUGAAUUUCUUAAAAAAAUGUUUAGACUUAAAGUAGUGAAUGAUAAAUAAAUAAAUGGACACUGGAUAAUA